CAGCACAGCUUAAAACGACAGCGUUUUUUAUUUGUUUGCCUGCCUCCACUGGAAAAAGUGAACUGAGCUCCGUCCACAAUUUAACACAGUCAACACGCAAGUGACUCGAUUCAGCAAAGUAAGCGAAACGCUUUGGAAAAGAGAAGCUGGUAUAGUUGGUACCAAACUCAAUAAAAAACAAAUCGAAAUCGAAUUCACUGCUUUCACUUUGACGAAGAAACAAAUACCAUGAGUGAAGACACGAAGAAAAGCAACGGCGGAGCUCUUGUCGUGAAAACCGACUCCGAUGAUGGGAAACCCACCCAGCCGGUGUCGCAAUCUGUUAAAAGAAUCAUCAUCAAGAGCGCCGACAUGAAAGACGAAAUGCAACAAGAAGCUGUUGAUAUCGCCAUCGCAGCAUUUGAGAGGAACAAUGUAGAGAAAGAUGUAGCAGAGCGAAUAAAGAAGGAGUUCGACAAGAGACACGGACCCACUUGGCACUGCAUCGUUGGUAGCAAUUUUGGUCAUGGUAUGAGUGCCCUGCAUUUCUGAAGUUGAUCUCCCCCUGCACAACUCCAAAUGCUCAUAUGUCACGCAUGAAACAAACCACUUUGUUUAUUUCUACUUGGAUCAGAAAGCAGUUUUGCUAUUCAAAUCUGGUUAAUGAGGACAGCGAUGUUGAUAAAUAUGGAUGAAAAUGGUGCUGAUGAUGAGUUUAUGUUCAUCAUGUGAGAGUUGAUGUCUGUAUGUAUUAAUCAAGACCUGCUGGCUAGUGAAACCUCUGAAUGGUGAUACUUGUGCUUAACUUGUAUAUUUGUAUCCACUGAAACUUAUCUUGAAACCUCA
This is a messenger RNA of Mangifera indica (mango), 825 nucleotides long. RefSeq names its product dynein light chain 1, cytoplasmic-like. Gene Ontology annotation, biological process: microtubule-based process. The transcript has 4 exons. The coding region runs from base 229 to 531 and encodes 100 amino acids. Gene Ontology annotation, cellular component: dynein complex. Lineage: Eukaryota; Viridiplantae; Streptophyta; Magnoliopsida; Sapindales; Anacardiaceae. Gene Ontology annotation, molecular function: dynein intermediate chain binding; dynein light intermediate chain binding. The record is from RefSeq and is a predicted model, not a curated record.